Messenger RNA from Lactuca saligna, 3737 nucleotides. Lineage: Eukaryota; Viridiplantae; Streptophyta; Magnoliopsida; Asterales; Asteraceae. The record is from the annotation of a GenBank genome assembly.
AUGGUUGUUCUCUCAGAAUAUAGUGAAGGAUCAUCUUCAUCAUCUACAAAUGAUAAAAAAUAUGACAUAUUUUUAAGUUUUCGAGGUGCCGAUACUCGUCAUAGUUUCAUUGAUCAUCUCCAUAAGGCCCUCCUGGGUGCCAAUAUCUCUACCUUUUUGGAUGAUGAAGAGAUUGAAACCGGAGGAGAUCUGAAACCGGAAUUGGAAAGCGCGAUUAAAGAAUCUAGAGCUUCUAUUAUCGUGUUAUCCAAGAACUAUGCUAACUCAUCAUGGUGUCUUGAUGAAUUGGUACUGAUCCUUAGGGAACGUAUGAUCUCCAACCAUAUCGUCAUCCCUAUCUUCUAUCAUGUUGAACCCACCCAUGUUCGGAAGCAACAAAGUAGCUUCGCAGAUGCAAUUGCUAAGCAUAGAAGGGUGAUGAAGGCUGAGACAAAUGCAAAUAGAAGAAAUCAAUGGGCUCAAAAGAUCGACCGAUGGAUCCAAGCGCUUACCAUAGUUGCUGAUUUGAAAGGGAUGAGCAUAGAUGGCAGGGGAGAGACCGAGUUUAUUGAAGAAAUUGCUAAGGACGUCUACCACAGAUUACGCAUAUCCUCAAGGAUUCCUCUGCCACUACUCAUUGGGAGGGAUGAUUCUAAGAAGUUCGUCACUUCAUGGUUGAAAGAUACAUCCUCGCAUACGGCAGACAUACUCACUAUUUUGGGUAUGGGUGGUAUAGGAAAGACAUCUUUAGCUAAAUAUGUCUAUGGGUUACAUUGUGAUGAGUUCGCAACAAGUAGCUUUAUUGAAGAUAUAAGUAGAAGAUGUGAAGAAAAAUAUAAUGGGUUGCUUGAUUUACAAAAACAACUUUAUGAUGAAAUUUCUAAAAGAAGUUCAAUACAAGUUCAUGAUGUUUCUGUAUACACCUUAAAGAUAGAAAAUGCAUUAGCCCAUAAAAAAGUGCUUAUCGUUCUUGACGAUGUUGAUAGUCUUGACCAGUUGGAUGCAUUACUUGGAAGCAAAGGUUUACAUCCAGAAAGCAAGAUUAUAAUAACAACAAAGGAUGCAUGGUUGACAGAGAGUUGUGUACUAUUCAAAGCGAACAUUAAGCCCACACAUGAAAAGCACUUGCUUCAAGGCUUAUUACAGGGUCAAUCAAAACAACUUUUGUGUUUUAAUACGUGCGUGCCCAACAAUCCCAAGGCAGGAUACGAAGACGUCCUAGAAAAACUUGUGGAGUAUUGUGAAGGACAUCCAUUGGCUCUUAAAGUUUUGGGAAAGUCUCUGCAUAACCGAGAUGUAUUUUACUGGGAAGAAUUCCUGAAAGGGCUAAAGAAAGAAAACAACUCACCUAUAAACAAUGUCUUGAGAAAAAGCUUUGACUCUUUGCCUUCUGAAAAUGAUAAAGAGUUGUUUAAGCAUAUCGCAUGUUUUUUUGUUGGCACAGAUAGAGAUUUUACUGAAACAAUAUUAAAGGCUUGCGAUAUAAAAACAAAAUAUGGGAUCAUGAAUCUCAUUGACAAAUGUUUUGUUGAUAUCACAUCAAAUAACGAAUUGAUGAUGCAUGGGUUGCUUCGGGAAAUGGGAAGAGUUUUAGUGCAUCAAGAAUCACCUAACAAGCCAUGGAAGCGAAGUAGAUUAUGGUGUCAUGAGGAUUCAUUUAAAGUGUUGAAACAAAAAAAGGGUAAGGAAAAUAUUCUAGGCCUCACCCUUGACACGAGAAUGAUUAAGAAAGAGAAAUUACAUGGAUCAUUUGAGUUGAAAACGGAAGCAUUGAGUAAGAUGAAUAAUCUAAUGCUCUUACAACUCAACUAUGUGCAAAUCACAACUUUGAAUCAUUUGUCAUUUGGUAUAGUAAUCCACAACAACUCCAGAGUAGAAAAAAGGAGUUACUUGGCUUGUCUUCAAAAGACAAAAGAACUCCCUGCACUUGAGAGAUUAAUAGCUACUAAUUGCAAUGAGUUGGUUGAGAUAUGUGAAUCAAUUAAGGAAUGUGUUGAACUUGUGUAUAUUGAUCUAAGCUACUGCAAAAAGCUUGAAAAACUUAACAUAGGCAUGUUAAGGAAGCUUAAAACACUAUUGCUGGAGGGUUGUAAUCUUGGUAGUUCUCACAUUGAGAUUAGAGAUAUGGAUUCACCAGAAAUGAUCAAGGCUAACAUCAUUGACAUAAACAAAAAGUUAUCUUCCUCCACCAUUCAUGAGGACAUACCAAGUGAUUCCCAGUUCUUUACGAUUUCUUUGCCCAUCUCUUUAGUAAAGUUAUCCCUUGUAAAUAAUAAUUUGUCCACGGAAUCCUUUCCAAUGGAAUUUAGUUGGUUGGUCAUGUUAAAGGAAUUACGUUUAGAUAAUAAUCCCAUUACUUCCCUUCCCAUUUGUGUGAGAAGACUUCCCAGGCUUCAAUUACUUAGUUUGUCACAAUGUGAAAGGUUGACAUCAGUCGAGCAUCCUCCAAGUACACUAACAUUUUUGAACGUCCAUUAUGACAAACAGAGUUUACUACGAAAAGUUGUAUUUGAUCCAAAAAUGUGCCCACUCGACUUAAUUACACCGUGGACAGUGGUAGAACCUUUGCCUUGUGAAAUUGAAGGCAUCGUUAAGAUCCAACCUAUGGCAAGUGUUGAGGAAAAGGUAUUACAUAGUUUGGGCUGGAAUAAACUCGACUUUCUUAACAAAAAGGGUGUGCGACAUUAUUCUUAUGGUAGAGAAUCAACGGAACAUCAAAUUCAGAUGUUUUAUGAAUUUGGAAUAUUCAGCACUAUUUACUUGGGGAAAGAUAUGCCGAAAUGGAUUAGGUGUAGAAGCGAGGGAGAAUCAAUAUCAUUUAACAUUCCAUCUUCUCCUAACAGGCUCAGAGGAUUUAAUUUCUGCUAUGUUUAUACACAUAGAUUUUUGCCUAUGAUCAUCAUUCAUAAUAAAACAAAAAACCGCGCCUGGUUCUACGAACAUUGCAGUAGUGACGUUCAUGUAGGUGAAGAAGGGUGUUACACGGUGUUAAGCCAUUGGAUGUUUGGAAUAAAUGAGAUGGAAGGUGGUGACGAGGUUUCUAUUACAGUAAGAAGAACCUCGUAUUUUGGUUCUCCUGCAUGGGAGUGUGGGGUGGAGGUUGUUUAUGAUGCUGGAAAUACUGCUGAAGAAGAUGUGCUGACUUAUUACAAAUCAUGGAAUCACAUAAUUGGUGGAGAUCUCACCGGAUAUCAGUUAGCAACAGGAGAAUAUUACAUCCUAAGCAUUAGGCGAAUUAUGUUACGUGGUAUCGAUGCUAAUGAUGUUUAUCCUAAUAUUUUUCGAGACAACACCCACUAUAAAGAAUUUGGAAUCCGUUUCACAGCUUUCUCCCAAAGGCAGCCAGUCAUACUUGGUCACGUACCGGAGGAAAAUGAAACAUCUACGUGCAAUGAUCCCACCCUUAAUGAUGAGGAUGAAGUUGAUGAAGUCGAGGUCGAGAUGGAGUUCGAGCUCGAGUUCGAGUUCGUGGCUGAGGCCGACGCUGAGGUUGAGAGGGAGCAAGAGGCUAAAAGGUCAUGCAUGUGGAGCAAGUGGUUUAAGUGUACGCGGGCAUAACUUUUAUGUAUGGAAUUGCGGUGUCAUGAUUAUUUCACGAAAAUGACUCAACAGGACCGUGCAGCCUUAAUUUAUUUCUCUAGGGACAUCAUUUCAGAGUAUGUGGUUUUUAUCAAGGUUUUUGAUUUUUAAUUUAGUUAAAUCGUGUAAUUUGUCAUCGAUUGAUAUAUUUAUACAAUAUAUAUUUUUUGUUUCUUUAA